GCCCUUAACCUUCUUGUGGUUGGGGAUUGAAAGUUGAAACUGUCAGGCAAAUAGCCACCAUCCAGGAGAAAUGCUUCUGAAUGUUCUUGUGAAAGGUAGCUUUGAUUUGACAGUUGCAAGGCUUUGAGAAUAGCACUCUGUUUAUACAGCACUGUAAAUACUUUGAAGUUCUUUGGGCUUUGCUGUACACGCGUGGCUAUUUAGGAGAGUAUUAAAUGUGCACAUGUUGGUCGAAUGAGGGAGGAUUCUGCAGCGGUUGGAAUUGCACGCACUUUGUGCUUUUAUAAGAUCACAACAAGGCAAUAGAUUAGAUAAUAGGCCUGAUUGUAGAGUUUCUUAAUUUCUUGUCAAAAUAAAAUUUUUACAUGUGGCGUUUUGAGAUCUUCUAGGUGACCUCCUGUUAUUUAACAAAUGUCAGUUUUUCAUCCCGGCAGCUUUGAUACGAUCAUGUAGCCUCCUGGAGCAUGGUGUGCACGCUGUCUUUGCUUGUAGACUUUCUUUGAAGUGCCUUCCUCCUCAGAAGAAUCAUUGCUGUGCUGACGAGCUGACGUUUAACAGCUAGGAAAGCAGCACGCGGAAGCACCAUGCUGGGUCACUAGAGAUAGUGAUGUGUGUAAUGUGCCCAACGUGGGUCUAAAAGCGGAGAAAGGAAAGGUUCAGCACAGCCUCAGUAACCCGCUGUGGUUGUGUGUGCUUCACCCUGCCAACCUGCCUCGUGUUAGAAGGCUGCGGGAGGGCUUGUGCAGGUGAGAGAGCAGCUGGCGGUGUGGCUGUGAAAGAAAACUGAUGCUGGAGGGCAGUGAUGCUUAGGGGAGCCUUGAGACACUGCUCGUGUGGGAUGAGUGGGAGGCCGGGUCACUGGUCAGCCAAGGUUAGAUGAAGGAAGGUAUGUGGGUUUCCCCCAGCACUCCUGCCAGACCUGGGGUAUGGUGUCCCCACCCAGCACACCCAGUAGCUACGGUCCUCUUUGGAGGAGGUCUGUCCUGUGCUGACCCAGCCCAGCCUCAGUUUAGCUUAUGAAAACUGACAAGAUUGCAGCCUGAGGUGUUAUGCCUGAGGACUGUUUCAUACCUUUCAUUCUAGAAGCUUGGCGAGGGGAUGCCAAAAUGAAACGAAGAAGCACUUGCUUUUUUUUUUUUCUCUCCUCCAUUCUGAGCUGAUACGUAACUUAUUUCUUCCAAGGUUUCUGCUUAAACAUUGUGGUGUUACUACGUAUUGAAGAACAAACUCAAUGUCUCUUCAGUCCUGUAUUCCUAUCCAUUGUUUUCAUUAUUAUUAUUAUUAUUAUUAUUUUUCAUCCUUACUCUUUCCAUGGGUUAGUUUGUGAAGAAUGGGCUUCUGGAAAGCUUUGUACAGGUGUUUUGUUUUUUGUUUUUUUUACCUGUGGUUGUUGUUCAUGCUGAUGUCACCGUUUAUGUUUUAGAAAAAAUAAACUCAGGGGAGUAGGGGAGAUUGCCUCUGGCUGCAAUCCUGUUAUCUUUUUUGCCCCAAACAGAUUUUGACAGGAGGCAAAGCUAUGAAGGCAGCCUGUGGACAUCUCUGGCAUUAUCCACCGGACUCCACCACGUAGUGUUGACUGAUGCUAGGUCUGUUAACUGCUAACAUGAUGUAGAAAGCUGCAGAAGCCUGUCAUACAUUUUGGAAAUAUUGUUAAAGCAUUUCUUGAGAAAUCUCUGAUUGCUAAAAGCUUUUGAUCUUUGUCAGUGUUAACAAUAGUAGGAACUCCAGAGCAGACAGGCUGCUGCUCAGGUAAGUGACAUUCCACGUAAAGUGCUUAAAACUCCAGCUGUAAUGUAUGAGUACAGAAACAGCUUUGUUGGUGUAAGUAGAGCUGGUAUCGCUCUGGCAGCUAUGCUCGGGAUGCUGAGGCUGGUGCUAGCGGGAUGCUGCAGCAUAUUAUGGCCACAGUGCACCAAGCACCCUGGUGGCAUCCCUGCCAACCUGUAGCUGCAAAGUUGGUGAAGCCAUGGUGUUAACAACGGGAAUUGUUUGCACCAUAGUUGUACAGAAGCAGGUAGUUGUAGCUUUGGUGUGUUGGUGUGUUGUGGAACUGUGUCAGAGAUUGCAGGGAACUCCAGAUGUCUGUGGACAGCUUGAAUCUGCUCACCAGUGUCCAUUAAUAUCCGUCUCCCCUGUUACUUUGUGGAGGGAGUUGUGGAAAGAGCUGUAUGAAAUCAGAAACUAUCUGUGAAAGGUGAUCAUCCUCCUUGUCUUAAUAGCACAAUGAAGUGUUUUUACAGCACCGAAAGUUUAAUGGACAUAUUAUGGACAGCUUUUAUGGUUUACUGGACCACUUGCCCACUGCAAAAGAUUGUUUUAGAGUAGUUUCUGUAAAUACUCAGAGUGAAUAACUACUUAAACAGCCUUUACAUCAGAGCUGCUGUUAUCUUUGUGCUUGUCAGAAGGAAGAGAACAGUCAGUGGGCUGUUGCAUUAGGAAUAUCAUAAAACUCUGUUCUCUGAAACUUGUGUUGCUUUGUCAGUGGUGGUUUUGACUGUGCUUUUUUAAGACAGGAGAAUGGGAGGUAGAACUUUCUGUGGCUGUCUCUACUUAUUUUGAGUGGAUCUGGGGGAGACUGGUUCUUUGGAAAACAUCCGUGUGGUGGUAGAAAUAAGGGGAGGGGGGAAGUGUGGAAGAAAGUACCUGUGUUGUCUUAACCAAGGUGUGUGAAUGUGUAGGCAGAGCUAGAUCCAGUGGAAUGGCACUUAGGAUGACCACACAUCACAUUGCAUGGUGUGCUUUUUUCUUAUAGUUUCAGGAGGGUUUGUAGCAUGGCUGUGAAAUCUUACAUUAAUCUGAGCUACUCAAAGGGACUUACUUUCUUGUAGUGACAUAGUCUCCUUUCUUUUUUUUUUUUCCAUGAAAAUAUGCUUGUAGAUCAUCAAGUAUUGAUUUUUGUGUGUGCCGCCUAUCUUUGCUCAGACCUUUUCUCUGUGCUUCAAGGCAUGGAGUUAGUUCUGAGCAGUAAUCUGCCCGUGAUUUAGAGGUUAAUGGAGUGGUGGAUUCACAGUACGUGUGUACAACGAAAGUUAUUUCAUCAGCCUCUUCUGGAAGUUGUAGUGAGCCUUGUCCUGUAUUCAUGUAGGGAAAUGAAUUUAGGUGACAGGAUUUGGAUUCUUUUUUUGAUUGACAGUUGCUUUUGUGAAAGACUGUCAGCAAAGUGGCAGUGCUGUGAAGGCUUCUCUGACUCGUGCAUAAGAAGUUCUUGGAAGGACCUUAGGUGUGUCAUCACUUUUAUUGCCAAGACAUAAACAUGGCAAAGUCCAUACUGUUUUAGGGUAGGUUAGGAUGCAUCUGGAAACUGGUGUCUGGCUGUGAGUUGCUGUUCAGUCAGCUUAGUAUUAACAAGUUGGCUUUUGAUCUUCGUAGAAUCACUGACUAUCCUGAGUUGGAAAGGACCCAUAAGGAACACUGAAUCCAACUCCCAGCUCUGCACAGGACCACUGAUCACCAUCCAAACCCUGUGUCUGAGAGCUGUGCCAAAGCACUCCCUGAACUCCAGCACUCGUGGCCGUGCCCACUGCCCUGGGCAGCCUGUGCCAUGCCCACCACCCUCUAGUGCAGAACCUGUCCCUAAUCCCCAGCUACCCCUCCCCUGACACAGCUCCGUGCUAUGCCAUCUUUAUGAAAUAAUUUGUGAGUCAAUUGAAUUUGUAGCUUACCCCAGGUAGUGAUAGAACUUGCUAGCUUUCCCAGAUCAGCAGCUGGUUUGGGGUGGAAUAUGACUCAUGGGCCACCUGAGGUGCUCCUGGUGCAAAUAGCCUCUGCAAUUCUGGCAGAAGGAACAUAUGAGUGUAUCAUCUGAAAGUCUACUGAGUUACGAUGCUGGUUGUUUAGAGAAUGAGGUUUGCAAACAGUGCUAUGGAGAGGGUGUGACAAUAGCUUGCCAUCUCCUGAUUACUUACUUGGACAAGCAGAAUUGUAAUAUGUCCAGCUGACGUGUGUUGGUCAUGUGUCUCUAGCCCUGGUGCUUUGUUGGGUACCCGGUGUAUUUUCUGCUCUCACUUAAGAAGAAGUGCAGAAGAAAUAGGCAGGGGAACAAUGUACGAGCGUUUGAACAACCAGCUGAAGCCUAUCUGUGCCUGCCUGCUUCGUGCCAACACCAGUGAGCGUGUGGCCACCUGGUUGGCUGAAGCAGGAAGGUUGUCUGCUGAAAAUUAAUCUAAUCUUUUGUAGAGUUAGUUUUCAGCUGGAUUACAAGUGCAAAUGGUGGCUGGAAGGGAUAGACUUGGAUAUUCUUAGACUGAUAGAAGUUAUUUCCUUGGCUGCAGCACGUGCUUGGCCUACUGAAGGUAGGGCAGUGUUUUGACAAGCCUAUCUUUGACAAGAAUGCAUCUGGGUCCAGUACUGGUUGUAUUACAGGUGUGUGCUUUGUCCUGGGAAAGGGUGAGAACAGCUUUUGCUGAGAGACAGGAGCGAUUUCAAGUGUAGUUAAAAUUCCCUACUAGGAGCUAUAUCUAGAAGUAUGGACUGGUUUGAGGUAUGAAGGGUGUUCUGUGUCCUCACCUCCUCAGUUGUCAUGGGGAGAUGUGUGCGGUGUUGGAAUACUCAUGUCGACUGGGCUGUUUGCUUACACAUGAUCUUUAAGGAGUGUGACAGCUGAAUAAAAGCAUUGAAUAACACUUCCUGCGUCCUCCUUGUUUCCUAGUUGCACUCUUAUCAGUGAGGUGUGUAAUCAAAUACUCUGUUAAACAGCAGCUUAUUAAAAAAAAGUAACACGUGCAGUUCAGUUGCAAGCGUGCAGGAAAGGCAGGUGUUAACCAACUGUUAAGGUGUACAUGUGUUUGAAAACCAGCAGUAAAUCUGGGCUCACCUUUUGCCAGCGUAGAUGUUGUCGCACUUAAGUGGUUAAAUGAGGGUGGGGGAAAUAGGAUGUGCACUUCCCAGCCAAACUGUGCGAAAGGAGCGUGUGCGUUCAUUCAUUGCGUUAACCCAUCGCUCCAGUCACAUGGGGAGCCCAGUGGUGGAUGCACACGUUUCUUCCUGGUGGCAGCAGCUCAGACUGCUGCUGAUGCCACUGCUCUCGGUCCCUCCCGAGGCUACAGCUCUUUGCAGAGCAGUCUCUUAACUCCAGCUGCUCUCUCAUCUCUUUCCUACUUCACUACCCCAGUUACAAUUCAGGGUGCUGGCUCAGCUUGCAUUCAAAGUCAUCGCUUGUUUUCAAUAGCAGCAGGCUUCUAGCCUUUUUCUUUUUCCAUGCUGGUUUUGGGCUCUUGCCACCCUUGGUCCAGCACAGAUUGACAGCCUCAGAAAGGCUGUGUGGGGAAAAAAAGAGCUGCACUCUUUCUUGUACGCUAAAAGGUUUCUUGCCUUUAAUGCUUCGUGUCACAGUAAGGCCAUAAGUUUGAUACUUUUAUCUACUUGGUAUGCCUUUUAUUUCAUCUCCACAUUCUCCUCCUCAAAGAGGGAGAAAAGACUGAAGUGCAUCAGCGAUAGCUACAGCUGAUCCUGCUGAAGCAGCCACAGUGCUGUACACCUCCAAGUACCUGGCCACUUGUUGCUGUCAAGCAGUGCAAGCCCUCUUCUGCAGUUUGAGGGCAUAAAGGGGGAGUAAACUAGUUUGUGUGGUUUGUUUUUUCUUCUUUUAGCUUCUGUUUGCAUCGCAGUAAUAUGGUGGUUAGUUCACAGAAGAUGGUUCAUGAGUAAGUUACUGUUAGGUAAGAUGAGUAUCUAUGUCUUAUUAGUUACUCAGUAGUGGCUGCUUGUGUGCGUGCUCUCACCUUAUUGCUGAGAAGCAAGCUGUCUUACACUGGCCGUGGGCUAAGACUGUGCUGGUGAGCAGCAAAGGGAAGUAAACUAGACUGUGGCGUUACCUUGCAAUAAGCUGGCCUGGGUCACCUGAAAGAUGGCUCACGUUUGUUCCUCUCAUGGUGCUCACUUUUGUAAGGCUUUCUCUGGAGCCUUGCCAAGUUGAACUUGAAUGUUUCAAGCAACAGAGCUCCAGCCAUUUCUUCUGAUAGAUUCUGUCCAUCGUGAUGCGUGCUGGUGUUUGUGCUUUCUCUUUUAAGGGAAAGGGUGAAUUUGUUGCUGUGGUGACAGCAGUGUGUCAGUAUAGGCACUGACAUGGCACUGCCAGCAUUGUUGUCUUGGGUGGGGAAAGGGAAGAAGCGAUAGGAGCAGGUAAUUGGAGUCAGGGAUCAUUGUGCUGCUGUUGUACAUUUUGCUGGAUGAAGCAGCUUGUUGCAAUAGGUAUUUGUUUCAGUUUCUGUCUGCAGGUGUGACUUAGCUAGAUAAGGAUGGUCUAUCACGUUGAUGAUUUCAUUGUUUGAUUUGGCUGGAUUGAGUGGAGAAUGUAGCUCCAUUGUUUGGGCCCAGCUUUGUAGUUUGGUUUUGUUGAAGUGUAUUACAUGGCAAGGCAUUGCCUCAUUAUUAAGGUGAAGCUGCAGUAGAUAACAGUUGGAGAACGUCGGAGGGAAGAGGGCACGCAGAGUGUUUCACAGUGCAUAACUAACAGCCUCGCAGCAGCUCCUGUGCUCCCGCUGGAGGGAUCUGGUCAGCAGAACAGACUGAGGCAGCACAGAAAAAACCCUGGUAGCUCUUUUGGUGUGCAGUCACAGUAAUGCAAGGCUGUCUGCUGCUGUAAGCAGGGGGUGCACAGAGGGACUGCGUUGGCUCUGACAGUUUGGAUGCCGUCUGGAUUCAUACUGCUCCUGCAGCCUCUCUGGUUUUCAGAGAGGGUGAAGGAGAAGAAGCUGGCAGGCAGCUAGCUGCUCUUUCUUUACUGACCUCAAAUUUACUAUUGAGCUGCUCCUCACAAUGUUUUCAGGCACUUGUGUUUUCUUUGAGAUGUGACUGGGCAUUACUGUUGCGGGGUUGUCUCCAGUACUGAAAGUGUGGCUCAUCUAUUCUUAGCCUAUGAACUCCUUUGACCUACAGCCGUAAUGCAAAGGGUCCUUUCUGCACUUCUCACGAGCAAACUUUAGGGCUGUCUUACGCAGAAAGGUCUUCAUGUGAGUUCCCUUCUCCCCGGGGCAUAGCACAGUGACAUGAAAUAAGGGCUGGUAGAACAGCAGGUUGUGCGUCUUCCUUCUAAAACCUGCCUGGUUCUCCCCGAGAUGUGAUGGAGCCGUUAGCUGGCUUUACCUGAUGCUUCGUGUUUUCAUUUAUGGCUGGUGUGGAUGUGGAGGAGUUUUGUAUCAAGCAUAGGGGUUUGGCUGGACUCACAGUGAGGGGAAAGUAAGCCUUUGAAGAGCAAUGGAUGCAGAGAAAAGGGAAGUUGCUCAUGUGAGCCUUGUGCCAGCUUCUCGGAGCACAGAUGAGCUCAUGGGAAUCCAGCAAGCUUAAAUGUGGGAGUGUUGAAGCAGGUCUGAGCUACCUCCCCUCUGCACAUCUUUUUGCAGCAGACUUCUUCAGAUGGUUCUAGUCUGACGAUGGCGUUUUUGCUUCUGAUGAAUGUUGCCAGCCUAGGCAAAGGCUCUCCCCAUCAGUGAUUGAGAGCAAGUUUUGACUCCUCUGCUUCUGGGGCUAGGUGCAGGGAAGGAGGGGGUGGCAGCUGGCUGGGCUGUGUGUUCUUGUUGCUGAAACUCUGCCUCUCUCCUUGUUUUCAGGUGAUCAUUGCUUGUGAGAGGAGUGGUUUGCACCUCAUGGCCUCCACAAUGAGUACUGCUGUGUCGUGACGCCAGGGGUCUUGUGUGCCCUGGAGAUGCGAGACUUCCCCUGGGCAGCAGGAGGCACGCGUCUAGAGAAUGCUGGAGCUGCAAGAGGGAAGCACCCCGUGCAAAACCAGAGAGGAGCAAAGAGAAAAAAGGCAAGCAGACAGACAGCACUGAGAGAAGCGGGUGGCAGAAAGUGCUACAGAGCUGCCUCUGGCGGCACAGUCCCCAGAGGAACUUGACGAGAGCCCAUCUGCGUGCGUGUGAGACUGAGCUCAGGAUUUCUGUCAAUGCAUUCCAGUAACCCCAAAGUGAGGAACUCCCCGUCAGGCAACACACAGAGUAGCCCCAAAUCAAAGCAGGAGGUGAUGGUCCGUCCCCCUACAGUGAUGUCCCCGUCUGGCAACCCCCAGCUGGAUUCCAAGUUUUCCAACCAGGGCAAACAAGGGGGCUCGACCAGCCAAUCCCAGCCCUCUCCCUGUGACCCCAAAAGUGGAGGUCAUCCCCCGAAAGUGCUCCCUGGCCCAGGUGGGAGCAUGGGGCUGAAGAAUGGGGCUGGAAAUGGUGCCAAGGGGAAGGGAAAGAGAGAGAGAAGCAUUUCAGCAGAUUCCUUUGAACAGAGGGAAGCUGGGACUCCUAAUGACGACCCUGAAAUCAAAGACUGCAAUUCUGCUGAUCAUGUGAAGUCCCAGGAUUCUCAGCACACACCGCACUCCAUGACACCUUCAAAUGCUUCAGCCCCAAGGUCUUCCACACCUUCCCAUGGCCUGACUGCUGCUUUGGAGCCAGCAAGUGGGCAAAAGACUCCAUCCAAAGUGGUUUAUGUCUUUUCUACUGAGAUGGCCAACAAGGCUGCAGAAGCCGUGCUGAAGGGACAGGUGGAAACCAUUGUGUCCUUUCAUAUCCAGAACAUCUCAAACAGCAAGGUGGAACGAAACACUGUACCCUUGAACCCCCAGAUCAAUGCACUUCGGACUGAACCCAAACCCCUGCCGCAGCCACAGCCCCCUACAGCCCAGGACCAGAACCCUCCUCAGAACGCCAAAAUGCAGCCGACUCCACCUGUGUCAGCACCAGUAUCCAAAUCCACUGGUCCCCCGUGUCCCAUAGACCAGGACAGCCCCAGUGUGGAAAGCAAAGUGAUGUCUGUGGGCAGCCCUGCCAGCUCGACCCCGCUGCAGACAGAAGGAUUUGGGCAGAGUUCAACCCCCAAUAAUCGAGCAGUUAGCCCUGUUUCCCAAGGUAGCAAUAGCUCUGCUGCAGACCCCAAAGGUCCCCCCCAGCAGGUGUCUGGUGGGGACCCAUCCAGUUUGGGUGAGAAUCCAGAUGGACUGUCGCAGGAGCAGCUGGAACAUCGAGAGCGCUCAUUGCAGACCCUGAGAGACAUACAGCGCAUGCUCUUCCCUGAUGAGAAGGAGUUUGCUGGAGGGCAAAGCGGAGGGCCACCUCCAAAUUCUGGGGUGAUGGAUGGGCCCCAAAAGAAACCUGAAGGGCCAAUACAGGCCAUGAUGGCGCAAUCCCAAAGUUUAGGCAAAGGGUCAGGGUCUCGGACAGACGGAGGGGCUCCGUUUGGCCCUCAAGGACACAGGGACAUGCCCUUUUCCCCAGAUGAAAUGGGGCCACCACCAAUGAACUCCCAGUCGGGACCUAUAGGCCCAGACCACCUGGACCACAUGACUCCUGAGCAGGUGGCCUGGCUCAAGCUGCAGCAGGAGUUCUACGAGGAGAAGAGAAGAAAACAAGAGCAGGUUGUUGUGCAGCAGUGUUCCCUGCAGGACAUGAUGGUCCAUCAGCACGGGCCUCGUGGGGUUGUCCGAGGCCCCCCUCCUCCCUACCAGAUGACCCCUGGGGAAGGCUGGGGACCUGGGGGUCCAGAGCCCUUCCCCGAAGGCAUGAACAUGUCACACUCUCUGCCCCCCAGGGGCAUGGCCCCUCAUCCUAACAUGCCUGGGAGCCAGAUGCGCCUGCCUGGUUUUGCGGGAAUGAUGAACCCUGACAUGGAGGGCCCCAACGUCCCAAAUCCUGCCUCUCGGCCGGGGCUUUCAGGAGUCAAUUGGCCAGACGAUGUGCCAAAAAUCCCAGAUGGCCGAAACUUCCCUCCUGGCCAGGGUGUCUUCAGUGGCCCUGGCCGAGGGGAGCGGUUCCCCAACCCGCAAGGCCUGCCGGAAGAGAUCUAUCAGCAGCAGCUGGCUGAGAAGCAGAUGGGCCUCCCUCCUGGCCUCAACAUGGAAGGCAUCAGGCCUGGCAUGGAGAUCAACAGAAUGAUUGCCUCCCAGAGACACAUGGAGCCUGGGAAUAACCCCAUCUUCCCUCGCAUGCCAGUGGAAGGGCCGAUGAGCCCCUCCAGGGGGGACUUCCCAAAAGGAAUGCCCCCCCAAAUGGGCUCUGGCAGGGAGCUGGAGUUUGGGAUGGGCCCUGGUGGCAUGAAGGGGGACAUGGGCAUGAAUGUCAGCAUGGGCUCCAAUCCACCCCUGGUACCUCAGAAGCUGAGGGAGGCGGGAGUCGGACCGGAAGAGAUGAUGAAACUGCGACCGGGUGUCUCGGAGAUGCUCUCCUCUCAGCAGAAGAUGGUGCCGCUGCCGUUUGGGGAGCACCCGCAACAGGAGUAUGGCAUGGGUCCCAGGCCUUUCCUUCCCAUGUCUCAGGGCCCGGCAGUUGGUCUCCGAAACCUCAGAGAACAGAUAGGGCCUGACCAAAGGACUAACAACCGGCUCAGCCACAUGCCGCCACUACCUCUCAAUCCCACCAGUAACCCUAAUAGCCUCAACACUGCUCCCCCUGCGCAGCGCAGCCUGGGCCGCAAGCCCUUGGAUAUCUCCGCAGCCGGUCAGGUGCAUUCUCCAGGAAUCAAUCCUCUGAAGUCUCCCACCAUGCGCCAGGUCCAAUCUCCCAUGAUGGGGUCUCCCUCGGGGAACCUCAAGUCUCCUCAGACGCCCUCCCAGCUGGCAGGAAUGCUCGCAGGCCCCACCGCCGCAGCUGCCGCUGCUUCCAUCAAGUCCCCCCCGGUCUUGGGGUCUGCUGCUGCUUCUCCUGUCCACCUCAAGUCACCGUCUCUCCCUGCACCUUCUCCAGGAUGGACUUCGUCUCCAAAGCCUCCUUUGCAGAGCCCUGGCAUCCCCCCGAAUCACAAGGCGUCUCUCACCAUGUCUUCUCCAGCCAUGCUGGGGAACGUGGAGUCGGGUGGUCCACCUCCUUCCACCGUCAGCCAGCCUGCUCCUGUGACUCUCCCUGGAAAUCUUCCCUCUAGCAGUCCUUACACAAUGCCUCCAGAACCGACCCUCUCCCAAAAUCCUCUCUCCAUUAUGAUGUCCAGGAUGUCCAAAUUUGCCAUGCCCAGCUCAACACCGCUCUAUCACGAUGCCAUCAAAACUGUGGCCAGUUCAGAUGAUGACUCCCCACCUGCACGCUCCCCAAACUUGCCUCCUAUGAACAGUGUACCAGGAAUGGGCAUUAAUUCUCAGAAUCCUCGAAUUUCAGGUCCAAACCCAGUGGGUCCAAUGCCAACCCUUAGCCCCAUGGGAAUGACCCAACCUCUUUCCCAUAACAACCAGAUGCCCUCUCCAAAUGCUAUGGGACCCAAUAUACCUCCUCACGGGGUCCCCGUGGGACCCGGCCUGAUGUCACACAACCCGAUGAUGGGGCACGGUUCCCAAGAGUCUCCAAUGGUACCUCAAGGACGCCUGGGCUUCCCACAGGGUUUCCCUCCUGUACAGUCUCCUCCACAGCAGGUGCCGUUCCCACACAAUGGGCCCAGCGGUGGACAAGGCAACUUCCCAGCGGGAAUGGGUUUCCAUGGAGAAGGACCUCUGGGGCGUCCCACCAACCUGCCCCAAAGUUCGACAGAUCCAGCACUUUGCAAGACUGGAGGCCCUGGUGGUCCAGACUCCUUCACUGUUCUUGGAAACAAUAUGCCUUCGGUUUUCACUGACCCAGAGCUGCAGGAGGUGAUCCGUCCCGGAGCCACGGGAAUACCCGAGUUUGACCUGUCCCGGAUUAUCCCAUCGGAGAAGCCCAGCCAGACACUACAGUAUUUCCCUCGCGGAGAGGUGCCAGGCCGCAAGCAACCGCAGGGCCCCGGGCCUGGGUUCUCCCACAUGCAGGGAAUGAUUGGAGAGCAGACCCCGCGGAUGGGACUAACAUUGCCUGGCAUGGGGGGCCCCGGGCCAGUGGGAACUCCAGAUAUCCCCCUUGGGACGGCUCCGUCCAUGCCGGGUCACAACCCGAUGAGACCGCCAGCCUUUCUGCAGCAAGGCAUGAUGGGGCCGCACCAUCGCAUGAUGUCACCAGCACAAACAGCAAUGCCUGGCCAGCCUGCGCUAAUGAGCAACCCUGUGGCUGCCGUGGGCAUGAUCCCAGGCAAGGACCGAGCCCCCGCCGGGCUGUAUAGCCACCCGGGCCCUGUGGGGUCACCUGGGAUGAUGAUGUCAAUGCAGGGCAUGAUGGGACCCCAACAAAACAUCAUGAUUCCCCCUCAGAUGAGGCCCCGAGGUAUGGCUGCUGAUGUUGGCAUGGGAGGAUUUAGCCAAGGCCCUGGAAACCCAGGGAACAUGAUGUUUUAAGCUGCUACCGUAAGACUGGAUGUUCCGAUCCUUGUCAAGAUGAGAUUCCAAGUCCUGAGGGCUUUUUUGGGAGCUUCAGGAGUACAGUUUGGCCAUGCAAUAGGUGAAAAGAGACCAGAGAACACUUUGGGAAAUCUCGAAUGUAUGGAAUUACCUGAAAAAAAAAAAAAAUUAAUUUCAUUUUUAACUAGGUUGGUUUUUUUUUUUUUAAGUAUUUAUUUUUUAAAAAUUAUUUUUGUGGACUUGGGUAUCCCGUGAUGGCACCUGCUUUGAGAAUCUGUAGCUGUAUUUUGAGAAUUGCCAUUUGUCACAAGUUGCACCAUUCUCUGUAUGUUUACGUCCUUUGGACUGGCUUCUCCCAGGACUCUCAGUUAUUUUUUUGUUUUUGUUUUUGUUUUUUUUUGUGUACUGUACUAUAUUGUAAAAGGGAUUUUAGCAGAGACUUUAGUCUUUGGGGUGAGAGGAGAAUGGGAUUCUAGGCUGUUUACUUUAGGUGGAGAAUCCAUCUUCAGAACUUCGGACUAUUUUCCUUCAACUCCAAUGUAUAGAAAAACCAAACUACGACCUCAGAGCAGAGUAUUAAUGAAAAGCACAAAAAGGAACUUAAGUUCAGUGAGGGGAAUCUUUUAAAAGAAAUAAAUAAUAAGUUAAGGACAUAUUUUUCAAAUUAUGGCGUGCUGUCCAGCACCUUCUGUCUCUCCCUCCCACUCUUUAUUAAAUAGGCUUCUCUCUCUCCGUCCCCCUUCUAUCUCCUCCUAUGGCAGCUGCAAUACAUUGUGUUAUUUUGGGGGGUAAAUCUAGGUGCGCCUCUCCUCACGUGGGGACUCUUCCCACUUCUAGGAAGGGGCUGGACUUGGACACUGUUACAUUCUACAGUAGUCUCUCUCACUGUUUCCUAUUCUCCUUUUCUUAGAAACCCCAAGUGAUUUUAUUAAUGUGGGAGUGGAACAGACACUAAAAGUUAUCCAGAAUUUUUUUUGUGGUUAUUUUUUUUUUCCUCCCCAGCGUAAAACGUUCUGUGUAACCUCCAUUAAAUUUGGUACAAAACCACUCGCCAGGGCUGUGGUGUCAGAAAAAUAAAAUAUAUUGUUUCUUACAAAGAUGA
Meleagris gallopavo (turkey) is the source of this 13256-nucleotide messenger RNA. The record is from RefSeq and is a predicted model, not a curated record. Lineage: Eukaryota; Metazoa; Chordata; Aves; Galliformes; Phasianidae.